AUGUCUGACUUUUCCUUUCACCCUGAAACCACAUCCAGACCAAACCGGAACCACUUUGAGAGUGAGCAGGAACGGAGACCACGCGGAGCCCGCCCCCUCUCCUUCCCCGAGACCACGCGGAGCCCGCCCCCUCUCCUUCCCCGAGACCACGCGGAGGUCCGACCCCUCCCCUUCAGAGACCACGGGGAGGUCCGCCCCCUCCCUUCAGAGACCACGCGGAGGCCCGCCCCCUCCCUUUCAGAGACCACGCGGAGGCCCGCCCCCCUCCUUCCCCGAGACCACGCGGAGGCCCGCCCCCCUCCUUCCCCGAGACCACGCGGAGGCCCGCCCCCUCUCCUUCCCCGAGACCACGCGGAGGCCCGCCCCCCUCCUUCCCCGAGACCACGCGGAGGCCCGCCCCCUCUCCUUCCCCGAGACCACGCGGAGGUCCGCCCCCUCUCCUUCCCCGAGACCACGCGGAGGCCCGCCCCCCUCCUUCCCCGAGACCACGCGGAGGCCCGCCCCCCCUCCUUCCCCGAGACCACGCGGAGGUCCGCCCCCUCUCCUUCCCCGAGACCACGCGGAGGUCCGCCCCCUCUCCUUCCCCGAGACCACGCGGAGGUCCGCCCCCUCUCCUUCCCCGAGACCACGCGGAGGUCCGCCCCCCUCCUUCCCCGAGACCACGCGGAGGUCCGCCCCCUCUCCUUCCCCGAGACCACGCGGAGAGACCACGCGGAGGCCCGCCCCCUCCCCUUCAGAGACCACGCGGAGGUCCGCCCCCUCCCCUUCAGAGACCACGCGGAGGUCCGCCCCCUCCCUUCAGAGACCACGCGGAGGCCCGCCCCCUCCCCUUCAGAGACCACGCGGAGGUCCGCCCCCUCCCCUUCAGAGACCACGCGGAGGUCCGCCCCCUCCCCUUCAGAGACCACGCGGAGGUCCGCCCCCGUCAGAGACCACGCGGAGGCCCGCCCCCUCCCCUUCAGAGACCACGCGGAGGUCCGCCCCCUCCCCUUCAGAGACCACGCGGAGGCCCGCCCCCUCCCCUUCAGAGACCACGCGGAGGUCCGCCCCCUCCCCUUCAGAGACCACGCGGAGGUCCGCCCCCGUCAGAGACCACGCGGAGGCCCGCCCCCUCCCCUUCAGAGACCACGCGGAGGUCCGCCCCCUCCCCUUCAGAGACCACGCGGAGGUCCGCCCCCUCCCCUUCAGAGACCACGCGGAGGUCCGCCCCCUCCCUUCAGAGACCACGCGGAGGCCCGCCCCCUCCCCUUCAGAGACCACGCGGAGGCCCGCCCCCUCCCCUUCAGAGACCACGCGGAGGCCCGCCCCCUCCCCUUCAGAGACCACGCGGAGGCCCGCCCCCUCCCCUUUAGAGACCACGCGGAGGCCCGCCCCCUCCCUUCAGAGACCACGCGGAGGCCCGCCCCCUCCCCUUCAGAGACCACGCGGAGGUCCGCCCCCUCCCUUCAGAGACCACGCGGAGGCCCGCCCCCUCCCCUUCAGAGACCACGCGGAGGUCCGCCCCCUCCCCUUCAGAGACCACGCGGAGGUCCGCCCCCCCUCCUUCCCCGAGACCACGCGGAGGCCCGCCCCCUCUCCUUCCCCGAGACCACGCGGAGGCCCGCCCCCCUCCUUCCCCGAGACCACGCGGAGGCCCGCCCCCCCUCCUUCCCCGAGACCACGCGGAGGUCCGCCCCCUCUCCUUCCCCGAGACCACGCGGAGGUCCGCCCCCUCUCCUUCCCCGAGACCACGCGGAGGUCCGCCCCCUCUCCUUCCCCGAGACCACGCGGAGGUCCGCCCCCCCUCCUUCCCCGAGACCACGCGGAGGUCCGCCCCCUCUCCUUCCCCGAGACCACGCGGAGGUCCGCCCCCUCUCCUUCCCCGAGACCACGCGGAGGUCCGCCCCCUCCCCUUUAGAGACCACGCGGAGGCCCGCCCCCUCCCUUCAGAGACCACGCGGAGGCCCGCCCCCUCCCCUUCAGAGACCACGCGGAGGUCCGCCCCCUCCCUUCAGAGACCACGCGGAGGCCCGCCCCCUCCCCUUCAGAGACCACGCGGAGGUCCGCCCCCUCCCCUUCAGAGACCACGCGGAGGUCCGCCCACUCCCCUUCAGAGACCACGCGGAGGUCCGCCCCAGUCAGAGACCACGCGGAGGUCCGCCCCAGUCAGAGACCACGCGGAGGCCCGCCCCCUCCCUUCAGAGACCACGCGGAGGUUCACCCCCUCCCUUCAGAGACCACGCGGAGGUCCGCCCCCUCCCUUCAGAGACCACGCGGAGGCCCGCCCCCUCCCUUCAGAGACCACGCGGAGGCCCGCCCCCCUCCUUCCCCGAGACCACGCGGAGGCCCGCCCCCUCCCUUCAGAGACCACGCGGAGGUUCACCCCCUCCCUUCAGAGACCACGCGGAGGUCCGCCCCCUCCCUUCAGAGACCACGCGGAGGUCCGCCCCCUCCCUUCAGAGACCACGCGGAGGCCCGCCCCCUCCCUUCAGAGACCACGCGGAGGCCCCCCUCCUUCCCCGAGACCACGGGGAGGUCCGCGCCCUCUGCUUUCACGGAGGCUACGCGGAGCUGACAGGCACAGUACAUAGGGAUGACCGAGGCCGUGAACGGGGCCACGCCUGA
Messenger RNA from Loxodonta africana (African savanna elephant), 2604 nucleotides. RefSeq names its product basic proline-rich protein-like. Lineage: Eukaryota; Metazoa; Chordata; Mammalia; Proboscidea; Elephantidae. Bases 1 to 2604 code for a protein of 867 amino acids. The record is from RefSeq and is a predicted model, not a curated record. The transcript is spliced from 4 exons.